Molecule: messenger RNA, 1512 nt
Organism: Diospyros lotus (date-plum)
Lineage: Eukaryota; Viridiplantae; Streptophyta; Magnoliopsida; Ericales; Ebenaceae
Product: heat shock factor protein HSF24-like
Exons: 2
Coding region: 437-1318 (293 amino acids)
Biological process (GO): regulation of transcription by RNA polymerase II
Cellular component (GO): nucleus
Molecular function (GO): DNA-binding transcription factor activity; RNA polymerase II cis-regulatory region sequence-specific DNA binding
Source: RefSeq, a predicted model, not a curated record
AACCUGUAUCGCUUUCUUUAGGUGGUGGGUGGUCUCCCCUCUGCUUUUCCUAUAUAGGCCCCUACUGCACGAACUCAGAAGAGAAGAUUCACGCCUCAAUCUCCUCCUUCUCACGAACCUAGGCAUGGUCGUUUCUCCCUUUUGGUCGGCUUGCAGUGCAGAAGAAGAAGAAGAAGACAAUUAUGGAAGAGUCUAGGGUUGCGAAGACGGAUCUGCUUCACUCCUUGUUGUUCGUCUCUGGAUUCUACUGCUGGGACUGGGAAUUCCUCACCGCGCUCUUGCUCUUUAGUUCUUCCUUCUGAUCGGAUCGCGCUCGUUUAGCACUUGAACAUUCCCAUCCUCUUAGGACAGGAAAUUCAGGUUUUAGUUGUUAAUUUUAGCCGUUUCUGUUUAAUUUUUUAGUUUCUUUACUGUUUGGUGGAACUCGCCGGCGAAGAUGGCGCAGAGGUCGGCUCCGGCGCCGUUCCUGACGAAGACUUACCAGUUGGUCGACGAUCCGAGCACCGACAACGUGAUAUCGUGGAACGAAAGCGGCACCGCUUUUGUGGUCUGGAAAAUGGCCGAUUUCGCCAAGGAUUUGCUGCCUAAUUACUUCAAGCACAACAAUUUCUCCAGCUUCGUUCGCCAACUCAACACCUAUGGAUUCCGAAAGGUUGUGCCCGACAAAUGGGAGUUUGCCAACGAGAAUUUCAAGCGAGGGCAGAAGGAGCUCCUGACGCAAAUUCGUCGCCGGAAGUCUGUGACCUCAACCCCGCCCGCUGGAAAAUCCGGCGCCGGGGGUGUCCCCGCAACGCCAUCGAAUUCCGGUGAGGACAUGGGGUCCACGUCGACGUCCUCGCCGGAGUCGAAGAAUGCUGGGUCGGUGGAGGCGCCGGCAAGGGCGCAAUUCGCCGACUUGUCAAACGAGAACGAGAAGCUGAAGAGAGACAACGAGUUGCUGAGCUCGGAGCUGGCUCAAGCAAAGAAACAGUGCGACGAGCUGGUCGCAUUUCUGACCGAGUACGUCAAGGUAGCGCCUGAUCAGAUCAAUCGCAUCAUGCGGCAAGGAAGCUGCGGGUCCACCCUUGAUGGAUUGAACGGCGAGAUGCACACUGCUGUUGACGGUGACGAUGAUGACGACGAAAACGGGGGAGGAAAUACUGAGGAGUGUCUGAAGCUGUUCGGGGUGUGGGUGAAAGCGAAUGAAAGAAAGAGGGGCCGGGAUGAAAAUUUAGGUUUUGGAGGACCCCACCGCAAGGAAAUGAAAACUGCUGACUUCGACGCGCCGUGGAUGAAGAUCGUAUCGUCACAGGGAGGGACUAGCAAGGUCUGUAACUGACGAAUGCGAGCGCGACGGGUAGGUAAAAAAAAAAAAAAAAGAACAAAACAAAGUGGCAGGUCAGGUGUAAGGUAGGAGCAGAAGCUGCUGUUACUUCAAAUUAUUACGCAUGCAUGCAUAUUAACGGUGUAAUAAGCAAAUAGACACAAGUGAAUUUACAGACUUUGAUUGUGGAUGUAUUAUUAUUACUAUUA